Messenger RNA from Pipistrellus kuhlii (Kuhl's pipistrelle), 249 nucleotides. Its product is annotated as E3 ubiquitin-protein ligase PPP1R11-like. Lineage: Eukaryota; Metazoa; Chordata; Mammalia; Chiroptera; Vespertilionidae. The record is from RefSeq and is a predicted model, not a curated record. Gene Ontology annotation, molecular function: protein serine/threonine phosphatase inhibitor activity. Bases 1 to 249 code for a protein of 82 amino acids. The transcript has 2 exons.
AUGGAGGACUCAAAUAAGACCAGAAAGACCACAUGGAGUCUGCCAUCACAGGGUUCUGCUAUGGAAGAGUCAACACCUAAGGUAACAGAGGCAGUUUCAGAGCCCACAGUCACAAAGGAAAAUGACGUAAAGGAUGGCAAACUCUCAACUACUCAACAGAAGGAGAAGCCAGUCAAGAAGGUGAAAUGGUCAAGUGAUACUGUAGACAAUGAGCACUUUGGCCGUUGCUCAUCUAAAUGCUGCAUUUAA